Talpa occidentalis (Iberian mole) is the source of this 2133-nucleotide messenger RNA. Its product is annotated as alpha-fetoprotein-like. The record is from RefSeq and is a predicted model, not a curated record. Gene Ontology annotation, biological process: transport. The transcript is spliced from 14 exons. The coding region runs from base 1 to 1842 and encodes 613 amino acids. Gene Ontology annotation, cellular component: cytoplasm; blood microparticle. Gene Ontology annotation, molecular function: fatty acid binding; zinc ion binding. NCBI's taxonomy places the organism in Eukaryota, Metazoa, Chordata, Mammalia, Eulipotyphla, Talpidae.
AUGAAGACUCUUAGACUCCUACUUUUUCUCAUUUUCUUCAGCUACAUUAAAUGUCAAACUCUUCACAGAAGUUUACUAGAUGCAGCCAUGCAGCACAUGAAAAGCCAAAAUUAUCUGGAGGAGAAUUUAAGAGACAUCACUAGCAUUAUGGUUGCUCAGUUUCUUCAGGAAUUGACUUAUAAUGAAGUACAAGCCAUAGUUAAAGAAUUGAUAGAUCUUACAGAGAAGUGCAAAAACAUCAAGUCUCAUGAUUCAUCUGCAGGAUGCUCUCUCCAAUUGAUGACUUCCUUCCUAGAACAUAUAUGUAAUAACCAAGAAAUGGCUGAUAAACAGGUAUUUUCUGACUGUUGCAAUGCAAGUAGUACAGCAAGACAUAAGUGCUUCCUAUUACACAAAAAAGAUGAUGCAGACUACGGUGAUACAGUCCAAAUCCCAAAUCCUGAACGCAUCUGUGAGAUGGACAGAGAGAAACGAAUGUUAAUAAAGAAGAGGUAUAUUUAUGAAACUUCUAGAAAGCAUCCCUUCUUAUACGGGCCCACUAUUAUGACCAUAUCUUCUUGCUAUGAAACAACUAUUCAGUCAUGUUGUCAAGAAGAAAAUAAGACAGAAUGUUUCCAGACAAAGCUAGGACCCUUGGGGAACUAUAUUAAGGAACUAUCUUUGAGGCAUCACCAUUUAUGUGAAAUUGGGAUUAAAUUCAACCACAAAGUAGCAAAAGCAGUGGAGUUGGUUCUGCUGACUAAAAAGCAACCAAAAGCUGACUUUUCUGAAAUUGCCAAACUGACCACAGAUGUUCAAAAUCUACAUCAGACAUGUUGUGAAGGAAACACAGUAGCAUGUGUGCUUGGCAGGAGCCAACUUAUGAACUAUACCUGCUCUAAACAGACUAUUCUAUCCAGCAAAAUCGCUGGAUGCUGUGAACUCCCAGUGCCAUUCCAAGGGGAAUGCAUUAUUAAUUCAAAAAAUGAUGACAAACCUGAACUUUCAUCCUUGCCACUCAGCAGAUUUACAGAGGACCAAUUUGUAUGUGAACAACUUGCCGAGAGGCCAGACCACUUCCUACAAAAGUUUCUUUAUGAAUAUUCACGAAGGCAUCCAGAGUUGGCAGUUCCAGUGAUUUUAAGAGUGGAUACAAUAUAUCAAAAUUUAUUAGGAAAAUGCUGUAAAUUAGAAAAUCCUCUGGGAUGCUACAGUCAUGGGAAGGAGAUGUUCCAAAGAGUGGUUCGUGAAAGCCAUGAGCGUAUAAAAAGUCACUGUGAUUUACAUAAGAAAUUAGGAGAUGGUAACUUCCAUGACAGUCUCAUAGUACUUUAUACAAAGAAGUUCCCACAACUACCUGCUGAAGAGUUGGUUAUGUUCACAAAGAAUAUGGCAGCUGCUGCCACCAAGUGUUGCCCACUGAGUGAUGGACAACAAUUUAUCUGCAUGGAGGAUGCGGCAAAGUUAAUUCUUGGAGCUUUAUGCAGAAGACAUGAGGCUGAGCCCAUCAACACGGGUGUGGGACACUGCUGUGAUGACUCGUAUGCCUUCAGGUCGCCGUGCUUUGAUGAGCUGCCAGUUGAUGGAACUUACGUUUCUCCAUCUUUAUCCUGUGACCAAGUUAUCAGUCUUAAAAAGGACUUAUGCAACAUGCAGCAGAAGGAGAUCCAAAUGGAAAAACAAAAGCUCCUCAGCAACCUUGUGAAGCAGAGACCACAUGCUACCGAGAUGCAAUUCCAAUCAAUUGUUGUGGAUUUUACUCACCUGGUGGAGAGGUGCUGCGAAGCAGAGAAAAGUGAAAUGUGUUUCCAAAAAGAGGAGUCCAAACUGAUUGAAAAAUGCCAAUCUCUCUUGGGAGGCUAAAUGAUCACAGAAAAUGUCAAUAUUGGAUUUUUGCUGAAAUCCUCAUCUUAUUUUUCAAGAAUUUUGAAACACAUGUCUAACACUGAAAAUAAGAAUCAACAAAAUGUUUCAGCUUCUCACAAUAUUACUCAAGAACACCAGUAGAGAAAUUUUAUUGUAACCCUUAAACAACUCAUUUCAUUUCCAUUUUCUUCCCCACCCCCACCUACAAACUUUCUCCUUUUCAGAAGCAACAACAAAAGCUUUACAAAAACCUCAGGUUGAUGGAAUGGGCUUCCAUGUCUAGCUGGG